This is a messenger RNA of Dibothriocephalus latus, 288 nucleotides long. NCBI's taxonomy places the organism in Eukaryota, Metazoa, Platyhelminthes, Cestoda, Diphyllobothriidea, Diphyllobothriidae. The record is from the annotation of a GenBank genome assembly.
AUGAAUUAUCUGAUAAAGAAUCUACGCCAGCUGAUUGACACGGAUGAUCCCGCACAUCCGGGCAAGAAGCGCCUCAAGCUCCAAGGCAAGAACCUCACCAAGGUGCCCAUCGAACUGUCCCAUUUGACAGAUCUAGAGGUCCUCGUAAUGAGUCCUGAACGUGAGGCCUGUCUCUUUUACCGACUCUCGGAAAUACCGAUUUGGAUAGGUGGGUCUGCAUCGCAUGAUCAUUUGACUCUCAAGUUUCUCUGUAUUUUCAGCCUAUCAAUGCGUCAGAAAUGCCUUUAA